This is a messenger RNA of Papaver somniferum (opium poppy), 5835 nucleotides long. RefSeq lists its product as uncharacterized. The coding region runs from base 165 to 5636 and encodes 1823 amino acids. The record is from RefSeq and is a predicted model, not a curated record. NCBI's taxonomy places the organism in Eukaryota, Viridiplantae, Streptophyta, Magnoliopsida, Ranunculales, Papaveraceae. The transcript has 35 exons. Gene Ontology annotation, molecular function: tRNA (guanine) methyltransferase activity; RNA binding. Gene Ontology annotation, biological process: tRNA methylation.
UCCAUUCCUCUUUCUUUUCUAGGGUUUAUGCUCUGCACCUUCGCGCCAUUCCCAAUCUGAAAAAAAAACAUCAAUUUCAAACCCUAAUUUUGAAAUUUAACAAAGCAAAAUACUAAUUCUGGAUUCAACAAACCUGAGCACCACCGCUGCCACCAUUAUAAGCAAUGUCAGCACAACACCCCCAACAACAACCAGUAGAGGUGGCGGAGGAUAUGAACAACAACAACAUCACAGCCGUCACUUGUUCCUUAACAUCUAGUUUCGGUUUAGUUCCUUCAGAAGCAAUUCCAGCAAUUAUUGAUUGUAUUUUAACUUCAUCAUCAACUUCGAUUUCUACUUUGUCUCUCUUCAAUUCACUUCUCAACUCGUUCUCUCUUUUCACUAAGGGCAUUGCGGAGGAAGAAGAGGGAGUGGAUUCGAGUCAGUAUAGUUAUAUCACAUCCUUCGUAGCUGCACUUUGCCACCUUGUCAAGAAGUCUGGCAAUGCCAAUGUGUUGCAAACAUUUAUCUGGAGAGGCUUUCUUCCGGUGCUUAAAAUCAUAAAUGAAAAUGACCAUGAACUACUCAACGCGAUUACAGGACUGCUAUGCAGCGUUGUGAUUGAGAGUAAUUCAUGGACAGUCAUAGAAAUGACAUUGGUACCUUCCUGUUUUAUGUCAAUCCGUCUCUCUGCAACCAUGCUUGAAAAUGACGAAUCAGUAGUGAAUGAAAGAAACAGUCACUCAUCUUUUAAAGGGUCAAAUGGCAAGCUAAGUCUUUCCGACGUACUUACUGAGCCUCUGCCAGCUCAGCCUGUAUCUUUGUCCAAGGCUAUCACAUGUCAUAUUUUGACUUCAUUGCUCACUGCUUCCCUGAGAUCUAAUCAAUUAAAGACGGAGAGUACAGUGGAACCAGUGGGGGAGAAUGGUUGUUAUGCAGUAGAUUUUGCGAUGAAGUUACAUUCAGAUCUCUGUGAUAUGACAGUGCGAAUGCUUUCUCAAACGCCCGAACACCGAUCCUGCGCUAUUCGAUUUCUCCUGCCGGUCAUUUUUAUGGCAUUUCCUUCGACUUGUUCCGUUAAAAUCUCUGAGCAUGGGCAUAAACCUGUGGAUUCCAGGAUGCAUUUCUUGGCAAAAAUCUGGAAAUGCUGCCGAAAAAUGUUCUCUCUUGGACCUCUUGGGAGGAAAGACGCAUAUAGUGUACUGUCCUUGUACUUAUCUCAUGCCAAAGGAUUUGAAGUUGAUGUUGUAGAUAACGGGAUUGAUGAAUUCGAUAUAAGAGCUGAAAUUUUUUUUUGGGAUGAAAUAAAGCAAGGCUUGGUUGAUAAGGAGGGCUUUGUGAGAAAACAGUCAUUACAUAUACUGAAAGCAGCAGUUUGGCGAAGUGGAGGGAGCCAAUGCUGCACUGGUGUUUCUGAGACAACUUUGGACGAAAGUAGUGCAAAUGCUACCACAAAGAGGGGGCAGUGGGCAGAAAAGGAGGCCAAGUCAAUGGGAGUUGGGCAAAUAUGCAAGCCAGAUGAUACAUGUUUGAGUGGUCAGCAGCGAUGGGAAGCAUUCAUACUGCUGUACGAGAUGCUUGAAGAGUACGGUACUCACUUAGUUGAAGCUGCAUGGAAUCACCAGAUUUCACUGUUGCUUACAUUUGCUUCGGAAAUCGAUUCUUCUACACAUCCUGCUAUUGAAGUGCAUCAAAUGCAGUUGGAAACUGUUCAAGGAACUUUUCGCUGGUUGUCGGUUCUAUGGGAGCGAGGCCUCUGUCACGAAAAUCCUCAGGUUAGGUGCUUAAUUAUGCAGUCUAUUUUGGGGAUUGACUGGAGGAAUCUUGGAAAUUGUGCAAAAGUAGUGGCUCAAAGUUUUGUACUUGGUUCUUUCAUGCAAGGGUUGAAUGAUCCUGUUCAUCACAGAGAUUUUGGUUCCAAAGGAGUGUACAUUUCGCAAACAAUUGAAGGCGCAACAAAUUUCCUGCACCACUUCUGUAGUUACUUCACAGAGAGAGAGAGGAUAGCAUUUCUGAGCAGUUUGGCGUCCCUUGUUAAGCGAGAGUCAUUUGGGCGAGCUGGAUUGAUGGCUCUUUCUUUCUGCAUUGCUUCAUCUGCUCGUGGAUCUGAAACACAUGAUAUGGAUUCAUCACUAUCUGCUGACGGAAGUUCCUUAGGCAAUGACAAAUCAUUAUUAUUGGAUAUUCUGAGACUCGUCGUUGAGAGCAGCAAACAACACUUCAAUCCAAAUUAUCGUCUUCAAGUUUGUGAGAAAGUCUUAGAAGCUGCCUCUUCUGUGAUGUGUACCUCGGACGUGCCUGUUGAAACUCUUAUGCACUUCAUUGCUAAAGUGCCAAGGGAAUUCACUGAUUUUGGUGGUUCCUUAAGAGAAAAAGUGAAAAAAUGGUUGUCUAAAUGCGAGAAGAAAAACUGGCAAUCUGACUCCAAAACUAAACUCCACGUUUUGGAGAGUCUUUAUGAUUUCCCUCAAAAGUUUGUGCUGAAUCACAGUUUGCCUGAGGCAUCUGUCGAUUACGAUGAUGAAGAUUUGGAGGCAUGGGGAUUUGAAGCCCAAAGAUGGGGAAGGCUGCUUUUCCUCAAUAUUACAGAGGAACUGCAAUUGGAACCUUUGGUCAAGUUUCUCCAGGACUACGAAGUUCGUAUCUUAAGACAGAACAACCAUAUAAAACGGGUUUCAGCGAAGUUUCUUAUCUUUCUUCUAAGUUUGAUCCAAGAGCUCUCAAUCAUACAAGGGAAAUGUACUAAUUCAAUAGGUAGUCACGUGAAGGUUGCCAUGGUAGAAAACUCAGAUCUAUCAAGUGAAAGAGAAGCUUCCGUUCCAUUUGAGAAGUUUUACAGUCAUUUUACGCGUAUAUUGGAGGAGCUUGUGCUGUUCGCCACAUCAUCAUGUUCCAUAUUCUGGGCCAAGCCUAUGGCAGGUGAUGAGAUUUUAUCUUGUGCUGUUACAGGAAAGCUUGGUGGCCCAAGUCGACGGCGGUUGUCUUCUUCUAUGGCAACAGCCAUAUUGAACGCUAUACUAUCGAUGAGAACUAUAGCAUAUAUCUCAUCAUGGUGUGCACAUUUAAAAGAUGAUAACAUGCUUGAUUCAGCAUUUGCUUUCUUGUGGAAUUUCUCUUGGAAGGUUAUCUUAUCUCCCACUUUUGACACAGAGGCUGGAGCAGAAGUUCGCCUAGCAGCUUAUGAAGCACUGGCUCCUGUCUUGAAAGCAAUGAAUUCUGCUAGAUCUCCGCUGGUUUUGGACUUGAUAUUGGCCGAUGACCAAGUGCUACCAAAAGUAGAAGGCAAACCCCUGUUAGAUUCUUUUGUUCUUAGUUUUCUUCAGAACAUCAAUGAUGUUAUCUCAGUUGGGGCUCUAACGCGAAGUCGACGUGCAGUUUUAAUGAAUUGGAAGUGGCUUUGUUUGGUCUCACUGUUGUCAAUUCCAUUUUCUGUCCCUGAAAAUGGAGUUCAUACAGAAGGAACUACAGCAUUCUUUUCCGGUUCGGCUAUAAAGAGUAUUUUCGUUGAUCUUGUUGAGAACCUUGAAAAUGCCGGGGAAAGUUCUGUUUUGCCCAUAUUAAGAUCCGUCAGAUUGGUUUUGGGGCUGUUCACUUCAGGAACGAUGGUCUCAGAAGUUUCCGCUAACAAUAUCUUAGAUGCUGAGAUGAUGUCAAAAUUGAUGCGUUCAUCUUGGAUAUUUCAUGUCAGCUGCAAGAAACGUAGGGUUGCACAUAUUGCUGCCCUUCUAUCUUCUGUAGUGCACCCUGCUAUAUUUAGUGAUGAGGCCAUGCAUGAAACUGCUGACGGCAUUCAAGGUCCGUUGAAAUUGUUUGUUGAACAAAUUCUUGAAGAAGGCACAAAAAGUCCCCGCACUAUUCGUCUUGCAGCUUUGCACUUAACUGGGUUGUGGCUAUCGAAUCCAAAAAUAAUCAAGUAUUACAUCCAAGAGCUGAAGCUUCUAUCUCUAUAUGGAUCUGUGGCUUUUGAUGAGGAUUUUGAGGCGGAAUUAGCUGAAAGUCAUGAUGCUAGAAUGGAAGUCUCGCUGCUGGCUAAAAGCCCAGAUCCGGAACUGACUGAAGCAUAUAUCAACACAGAGCUGUAUGCACGUGUAUCUGUUGCAGUUCUCUUUCACAAGCUGGCGGACAUGUGUACAAUAGAAGAGAGUGAAAAUUGCAGUGCUGCACUCCAGUCUGGAAAGUUGUUUCUGUUAGACCUCCUUGACACUGCGGUUAAUGACAAAGACCUCUCAAAAGAACUGUAUAAGAAGUAUAGUGCUAUCCACAGGAGAAAAGUCCGUUGUUGGCAAAUGAUAUGUAUAUUAUCCCGAUUUGUUCGUGAGGAUGUGGUUAAGCAAGUUACAUCUAACCUGCACCUGUGCCUAUAUAGGAGCAACUUGCCAGCUGUUCGGCAGUACUUGGAGACUUUUGCAAUUCAAGUUUACUUGAAAUUUCCAUCACUGGUUGCUGACGAAUUAGGUCCUAUUUUUCGAGACACUAACAUGAGGCCUCAGGCACUCUCUUCAUAUGUUUUCAUUGCAACCAAUGUUAUCCUUCAUACAACUGAGGAGCACGUGCGGUACCAACACUUAAAUCAGUUACUUCCACCAAUGAUUCCGUUAUUAACAUCGCACCACCACAGUUUACGUGGUUUUACUCAGUUGUUAGUUUACCAAGUUGUAUUCAAGAUGGUUACACCUUUAGAUUCUGACACUUCUGAAUCUGCGCCCUUAGAGAGACGGUGUUUUGAGAACUUGAAAUUGUAUUUGGCGGAAAAUACCGACUGUGUUAGGUUGAGGGAAUCGAUGGAAGGAUUUCUUGAUGCAUUUCAUCCCAUAACAUCUUCUGCUCCUUCAGGAAUAUUUUCUAUUAGGAGCAAGGAACUUGAGUUCGAAUGCGUGCCACCAUCGCUCUUGGAGAAAGUGAUCACAUUUUUAAACGAUGUAAGGGAAGACUUACGGAGUUCUAUGGCAAAAGAUGCGGCUAUGAUCAAGAAUGAAAGCUUAGUAACUGUGGAAAAUGUUAACGACACUCAGGUUUCUAGAGACAUGUCGCUGGAUUUCCAAAAGAAGAUUAGUCUCUCCGAAAAUGAGAGACGGGAUUCUCAUCUUAACUCAUUUUUAGAGAUGGAGAAGGAAGAUGAGCUUCUAAAUGAAGUUCUACAAUCAAGAAUUGCAGCUUCGGAAAGGAUAAAAGCAAGUCGACAGGAGUGUAUCGUUGUUGCAUCACUAAUUGAUCGCAUACCUAAUCUUGCAGGGUUGGCCCGGACCUGUGAGGUAUUUAAAGCAGCUAGUUUAGCAGUUGCUGAUGUUAGUGUUGUAAACGAUAAACAGUUCCAACUCAUCAGUGUGACUGCUGAGAAGUGGGUACCAAUCAUCGAGGUCCCAGUCAGCAGCCUCAAAGUGUACUUAGAGAAGAAGAAGAAAGAGGGUUUCUCUAUCUUGGGUUUAGAACAAACUGCCAAUAGUUUGGCCCUUGAUCAGUAUACGUUCCCCAAGAAGAUGGUGCUGGUUCUUGGUCGUGAAAAGGAAGGUAUACCUGUGGAUAUAAUCCAUGUUUUAGAUGGUUGUAUUGAGAUUCCACAGCUGGGAGUUGUCAGGUCUCUCAAUGUUCAUGUGAGUGGAGCAAUUGCUUUAUGGGAGUAUACUAGACAACAGCGAUCUCAAUCCUCGUCCUCCUGAUCCAUAUCAGAAAUUUAUUUCGGAUGCGUUACCUCCAUAUUGUAACACAGGUAUUAUAGUGUAGCGAGAUUAGAGAAAAGAAGUUUUGUUUGCCUAUAGGAGCCCGUAAUGUUUAACGACGUCAAAAUUCAUUCAUAAUUCAUAUGUAUGCCAAUGUGAUAUAUUCAUCACAUAUUAUGCACCCGUCACGUGCGAUAUG